Molecule: messenger RNA, 396 nt
Organism: Nezara viridula (southern green stink bug)
Lineage: Eukaryota; Metazoa; Arthropoda; Insecta; Hemiptera; Pentatomidae
Source: the annotation of a GenBank genome assembly
UUACCCUUAUUUCCAGAUAAACCGGCAGCUACGAGUCCCCUUCUACCUACCUUACCUCCUGGAGCUCCUCCGCGGUUAAAGUUGGACGGUGGAGGGGGCGCAGCAGCAAACACACUGAGAGAACUGUACGCUCUCGCAGCGACUCAACAACCACUCGCUAGUUUGGUCACUCACCAGCAGCGAUUGCUGGAACUCUCCAGGUUUAGGCACUACGACCUCCUCUCUCACCAGCAAGGUGCUGUCACCAAGCUCUUAGGACUUGGUUAUCUUAAUCGAGAUAAUGUUUACACUGAUCCGACGAUUCCUGGCCAUGGUAGUGUACACCUCUCGCGUGUUCCAUUGUUCCCACAAUCAAUUAUCAUAAUCGUUUCCUUGGCGACCGGACAACACAAGUAA